AUGACAGAGGCAGGGCCAGAGGACAGGUUUGGCGAAGCCGACUGGGACGCCUGGGGUUUCCACCAGGACGCCUAUCGGGAGCGACCGUCGGAGUCUGACCGCUCGUCCCACCGAAAGACGUUCUUUUAUCGGGGCUUUCUUGGACAGCAGGAGUCCACAGGCCAGUUUUACCCAGAGAUGCUUCUCUGUGUCGGGCUGGAAGGAGAGACGGCGUCAGCUCCAUCCAAAGACCGCGAGGGGUUUGAAAACGCUGUGCCAGGAGUUCGCCGUUCUCGCCCCGGUCAGCUGUCGAGCUGGUGGGCAUCCAGGAUGACCCGCUCAGAUGAGGACAGGGAAAUCGGCUGGGAUGCCUGGGGCGCCUGGAGCGACUGCUCUCGAACCUGCGGGGGAGGAGCCUCCUACUCGCUACGACGCUGCCUCAAUGGAGGAAGCUGUGAAGGAAAAAAUAUCCGCUACAGAACCUGCAGUAACACGGACUGCCCUGCAGAGUCGGGGGAUUUCCGGGCCCAGCAGUGUUCGGCUCACAAUGAUAUCAAGUACCAGGGCGUCACGUACGAGUGGGUCCCAGCGCCGUACGACCCCACCGCCCCCUGCGCUCUGCGCUGCCAGGCUAAAGGCCGAAGCCUCACUGUGGAACUGGCCCCGAAGGUGCUGGACGGGACUCGGUGCCGAGCGGACGCCUUUGACAUGUGCAUCAGCGGAGUGUGUCAGGAGGUGGGCUGCGAUCGGCAGCUGGCCAGCGGUGCCAGGGAGGAUAACUGCGGCGUCUGCGGUGGCGACGGCUCCACGUGCCGCCUGGUGCGAGGACAGGCCCUACCCCACCUGACCCCCGAACAGUCUCUGAAGACGGUGCUGGAGGUCCCGAUGGGAAGUCGCUUUCUCAGACUCAACGCCAAAGGCCCCGAUAUGAUCGUUAUUGAAGCCGUGUCUCUUCAGGGGAGGAAGGAGGAGACCGGUCUGCAGUCGACGGGCUCCUACGUGAUAGGAAACACCUCCUUGGACUUUCAGAGGGGGAACGACCGGCAGACACUCAGGACGCACGGCCCACUCGGCGCUGAUUACAUCAUCAAGAUAAAGUACGGAGGCUCCAAGGACACUGUUGUCCAGUUUCUGUUCUACAAACCAAUUCGAUACCAGUGGAGAGAGACUGACUUCUUCCCCUGCUCGGUCACGUGCGGAGGAGGCUACCAGCUGAACUCUGCCGAGUGCACAGACAUCCGGUCCAACCAGACGCUGCCCGAGCACCAUUGUAGCAGCUAUCCUGAAAACACCAAACCCACUCCAAAGCUCAAAGAGUGCAACAUGGACCCCUGCCCGGAGAGUGAUGGAUUCAAAGCAGUGAUGCCUCAUGACCGCUUCCAGCCUCUGCCUCGCUGGGAGCAGGGCCCCUGGACCCAGUGCUCAGUGUCCUGUGGUGAAAAUGGGGGCUGGCAGGAUCGCAGUGUGCUGUGUGUGGAGGAGGACGCCCACGGGCAGUUCUCCCAGGUGGAUGAGUGGAAGUGCACGCACUCCCCGCGACCUGUCGCCCGACAGAUCUGCAACACCUUCGCCUGCCCCCAGUGGGCGGCCAUGGAGUGGUCACAGCUGCUGGACAGAGAAGACAUCAGAAGAUUCAUACCCGGGCCCUGGUCCCCCUGCAGCACCACCUGCGGCCCUGGCAGGCAAACUCGGGAGGUGAAAUGUCAGGUGCUGCUCACUUUCACCAAGACGGAGGUGGACCUUCCAGAGGAGGAGUGUGGCGGGGACAGGCCCCAGCUGGAGAGGCCCUGCAACCACGGGCCGUGUACCAGAGCCACCGCAGUCCGAGACCACGGUGCUCCUUUGUUCCAGGCUGACGACCUGCACAGCUGGGACUUCAGAGGCUUCACUGCCUGCUCGGCCACGUGUGCUGCCGGCAAGCAGACAGCAGUGGUGAGGUGUGUGAACAGGAAGCAAGAUGAGGAGGUGGACGACGCUCUGUGCGAUCCAUCCAGCAGGCCGUCGGUAAUGAUCCGCAUCUGUAACCCUGAGCCGUGCCCCCCAAGGUGGGAGGUGACGGCGUGGACGGGCUGCUCUGCGUCCUGCGGUGUCGGCAUACAGACCAGGAGCGUGUUUUGCAUGCGUCUUUUGUCCGUCGACCAGCAAGAUAUUCAGACUAUUUCAGAGGACGCGUGCAUGGAUUUCCGACCUGCCAUCCUGCAGCCCUGCAACCAGGUGGACUGUCCUCCAGCCUGGGAGACCGAGGCCUGGCAGCAGUGCUCCCAGACCUGUGGUGAUGGUGUUCAGGUGCGGAAGGUGUACUGUAAGCAGCUCCUGUCCACGGGGGCCUACAGGCGGCUGGGGGACGACGCCUGCCAGGUAACCAAGCCCGCUACAAACAGAGGCUGUGGCAAUAUGGACUGUGUGCCCUACACAGCAGGAGGAGAAUGGGGAAAGUGCUCCGUGUCCUGCGGUUUGGGGAUCCAGCGCCGGGAGCUGCUGUGCCUCCAGCUGACGGCGGCGGGCCGUCAGGUGACGGUGGCGAGGGAGCAGUGCUCGGGUUUACCGUCUCCGCCGCUCGUACGAACCUGCCGCAUGAUGGCCUGUCCCAAGCACAAGAAGCAGAUGAGACCCAAAGACUCGCGAAAAGCCGCUGUGAAGAACCAGGUCAAGCAGCCGGUGAGACGCCCUGCAAAGACUAGAGGCUACGAGGAGGCGAUCAAACAGUGUCCCGCUCUCAUUAGCACGCACAACAUCUACAUCCAGACCCGUAAAGAGAGGCGUCUCCACCUGACCGUUGGUGGCCACGCCUAUCUUUUACCCAACACCUCUGUGGUCAUCAAAUGCCCCGUCAGAAGGUUCCCCAAAGCCUACAUCCGCUGGCUCAAAGAUGGCAGCGCCUUACCCAGCUCCCAGCGCCUGGGCGUCACCAAGUCCGGCUCUCUGAAGAUCCAGUUCCUGGAGCCAGAGGACACCGGGGUGUACAAAUGUGUGGCAGGACCCGCCUCAGACAUUUUCACUCUCCAGCUGAUAGGCGGUGACGGCAGGUCGGCGGGUAGACCGCCUGCUCCCGGACCCGACUGGGAGGAGAUGCUGCCCAGCUGCUACAGCCACGACUCAGUCCUGAAGACGAUCCGACCUGGGGCCCGGGUUUCUCUGGUGCCCGCUGGCGGACAGGUGGCCUCCCUGCAGCCACGGGUGGAGGAGAGACUGAUCAAUGUCACGCUGCAGGCUGAUAGAGGAGAGAUCCAGCAGGAGCAGGCCUCAGAGCUCAUCUCCUCCCUGCUGACACACAUGUCUCCUGCCCAGCUCUGGACCAGAACCACGAGGAGAGGAGGACAAGCUAAAGACCGACUGCCCAACUGGUCCGAGCACUCUCCACUGGAGACGGUAGCAAAGAGACCAGCGAUCAUCAGACAGCAGCAGAGCGUCCCACCCACCUUUCAGAAGAACAUCGACAUCAGUAUCGGACACAGCGCGCUCCUCACCAACGCCACACGGUCGCUUACCAUCCGGUGCCCUGCGGAGGGAUCCCCGCCUCCCAAAAUCAGCUGGAGCAAAGAUGGAGCUCUGCUGCAGCACUCUGACAGGGUGUCCUGGGAUCGAGCGGGCCUCCACAUCCUGCAGCUCCGAGCGUCUGACAGAGGCCAGUACAGGUGCGCCGCUGCCAACGCGCUGGGCUCAGACUCGGAGGCUUCCCAGCUGCUGCUGGCAGAGCCUCCGGCCAUCGCGGUGUCCUGGAGGAACGUCUCAGACCACGGGGGGAUGCUGGGCCACAGCUUGACAGCCACUGUCGGAGGACAAAUCAGCAUUCGUCCAGGCGCCAACCUCACUGUGGACUGUCCCGUCAGUGGUGUUCCUCGCCCCACGGUGCUGUGGCACAGGAAGGACGGGCUGUUGGACGCCGGCGCCGUCUCCCUGCCGUCUGGCUCGCUGUGGAUCCGAAACGUUUCCGUGCACAACCAGGGCACCUACUCCUGUGCCGCCACCAACGCCAUAGGAAAGUCGACCGCCUCCACAGUCCUGAAGGUCCACGAUCCAGCCGGAGGGAGCCGGGUGCUUCCAGCGUCUCAGGAGCUGAGCAGGAGGAGAGUCCUCAUGGCGUCACGGCGCGGCACGAGCGUCUUCAUCAAACCUGGAGACGUCCUGCGCAUAGGCUGUCCGGUGGUUUCCGACCACAAGCCGCCUGUGCGCUGGGAGUACAACAACCGGACCCUGAAGGAGGUUUCGGCUCCGGCUCACUCCCCAGAUCCCGGUCCGGGUCAGGGUCUGCAGCACAGGAUGCUGGUGGGGGGUCGGGUGCUGGAAGUCAGCACGCUCCAGGGGAAGUUCGCGGGCCGCUACAGAUGCCAGACCUUCAUCAACAGCACCAGGCAAAUCCUGUCAGCCUGGAUAUACGUUCACAGCGAAGAGUUUGGCUGGAGAUUUGGGGGCUGGACCACUUGCAGCACUUCCUGCGGGAGCAGAGGGACGUGGCUGCGGCGGAUCCGAUGCGUCUCUCUGGACGGAAAGGACGUUCACCCCGACAUGUGUCAGCGCGUACCGAAACCCGUCACGUCCCCGGUCCCCUGCAACAGACAGGCCUGCCCCCCCAGAUGGUCGGUGUCGGAGUGGUCAAAGUGCUCGGCCUCAUGCGGCGCCGGCCAGAAGCAGCGGCGGGUCACGUGUCAGCAGCUCGACGCCGGAGGUGCGGCGAGAACCCUGCCGGCGGCCGCCUGCGAGGGGACGAGUCGGCCGGCGGACACGGAGCCGUGCUCCGCCAAUAACUGCCCCGUCUGGGUGACCAGUCCGUGGGGGAAGUGCUCGGGGAGGUGUUUGGGCCCCACCACCACCCUGCAGAGGAGAUCGGUCGUCUGCCAGCACGCCAACGGCUCCUCCUACACAGACUGUGACCUCCGGAGCAGACCGGUGUCCGUGCGCAACUGUUCGUCUGACCUGUGCGAUGUUCAGUGGCGUCCCGGUGCGUGGCGAGCGUGCACCGUGGUCUGUGGGAGUGGCUUCCAGUCCCGCAGGGUGGACUGCGUUCACAGCAAGACCGGCCGGACUCUGGCCGACCAGCACUGCGCCUGGCUCCAGCGACCCUCCACCUGGCAGCACUGCAACACCGCCACCUGUGGGAGUGAAUGCGAGGACACCACCCAGUACUGCAGUGUGGUGAGGAGGCUGAGGCUGUGCCAUGUGGACACGUACAAACAGAGAUGCUGCAGCUCAUGCCUGCGUGGCGUUGACUCCACCUAGUGGCGGUGGAAGGUUUUAACCGCACGCACACACACGCACACGCACGCACGCACACACACGCACACACAGAUGGGUCUACAGGAGGCGGGAGCCUGAGCAAAGACUAAGACGGACAGCCCGUGAGUGCACGCCGACCCCAACGAGCUUCAGCGUGAAUCUUUCACAAACUGAAAGGAAAUCUGACGACAGGACGAGCGGGCUUGACUUUCUGAUCUGGACUAAACUGUAACAUGAAGACAAGUGUUCACUAUGUGGAUCAAAUAAAGUUUGUGAUUUUCCUACACAGACA
This is a messenger RNA of Pundamilia nyererei, 5485 nucleotides long. It is a transcript of the gene adamtsl3, whose product is annotated as ADAMTS-like 3. Gene Ontology annotation, biological process: extracellular matrix organization. Gene Ontology annotation, cellular component: extracellular matrix. NCBI's taxonomy places the organism in Eukaryota, Metazoa, Chordata, Actinopteri, Cichliformes, Cichlidae. The transcript has 31 exons. The record is from RefSeq and is a predicted model, not a curated record. Bases 1 to 5196 code for a protein of 1731 amino acids.